CUUCGGCUUCCUUUCUUUACACUUUCCCCGCAACGCUGCUCCCGGCCACAACUCACGAAGGAAACCAUGUCUUCCAUUCCAAAGAAGCGCCCAAAACCCAAUGCUAAACCGCCGCCUUCUUCUUCUUCGACUUCUUCGAUGAGCUCUCUGAUGGAACCCCCACAGAGUUUCUUUCCCUCCACCAACGAGUUCCUGAGGCUUGUGGCCGUGCUCGCCAUCGCCACCUUCGUCGCUCUGGGCUGCAACCUCUUGGCCACCACUUUCAACCGCCAACCUAAGCCCUUCUGCGAUAGCGGCGACUUAGACUCACAUGAUGCAAUCUCCGAUUUCUGUGAGCCUUGUCCAAGUAACGGAGAAUGUUAUCAAGGCAAGUUGGAAUGCAUGCGCGGUUAUACACAGCAUGGGAAGUUCUGUGUAGAAGAUGGAGAUAUUAAUGAAACAGCUAAGAAACUUUCGGAGUGGGUAGAAAUUCAUCUUUGUGAAGCAUAUGCUCAAUUUUUGUGCGAUGGAAUUGGGACAGUUUGGGUCUGUCACCUUGGCCAACCUCUCAACCUCAUCAGAAUUGGUUCUAUAUUGUUGUGUUAUUAUAGACCAGUGAAUGCAAUGUGCUUGAGUUCUGUUGACAACAUUUGUAGUUCUAAUUAUAUACCCCAUUUUCAGGUAAGAGAGGAUGAUGUAUGGAAGGAGUUAGAUGGACAUGAGCUGAUGAAAAAUGUUGGCUUGGACAGUGCGACCUAUAUGUAUGCAAAACAAAGGGCAAUGGAUGCCGUUGGCAGGUUAUUGGAGACAAGGACAAAUCCUCGUGGGAUCAAAGAGUUGAAGUGCCCAGACUUGUUAGUUGAGCGUUAUAAGCCAUUUCCCUGUCGCAUCCGUCAGUGGCUAAUUGAGCAUGCUCUUAUUAUUUUUCCAGUUUGUGUGCUGUUUCUCGGAUGCACAAUUCUUCUCCUGAAAGUUCGUCGCAGACAAUAUCUAUCAAGCAGAGCUGAAGAACUUUACCACCAGGUUUGUGAAAUACUGGAGGAGAAUGCGUUGACGUCGAAUAGUAUAAAUGGGGAACGCGAACCUUGGGUUGUUGCUUCUAGGUUACGAGAUCAUCUUAUUUUGCCUAGAGAGAGGAAGGACCCUGUGUUAUGGAAAAAGGUAGAAGAAUUGGUUCAGGAAGAUUCUCGAGUAGAUCGUUAUCCAAAGCUUGUGAAGGGUGAAUCAAAAGUAGUAUGGGAAUGGCAAGUUGAAGGCUCUUUGAGUUCCUCAAGGCUGAGAAAAAAAGUAGAGGCAAGCAAAUUGAAGUCUGCUGAAGGCAUGGGCAUAAAUUCUGAUCAACAACGCAAUGCAUUGGAAGCUGACAACAAAUUGCAUGCAGAGCCUAAGGCACUGACUUUUUGACGUGGGGUCAGCGUCCUCUCUCAACCCCAUUUGCUGAAACAACUCAGAGCCUAGCCAAGGCCUUUUGUAAUAUUAAGUCUAGCUCUUUCUUUUGUACUUUAUUGGGGAUGGAACAAGACGUCUGACUGAUGGGAAUUUUGUAACCUUACGAUUGAAGAAUAUAUUAUAGAGCUUGUAUCAGGUUUCGAGAUAGUUCAUAAGGUCCGGUUAUAUCCUGUAGACCAGUGUUCUGUUUGGGUCCUGUGAAUAAUUUAGUCAAUACAAGUUUUAGAUUGUCAUUUCA
Corylus avellana is the source of this 1666-nucleotide messenger RNA. Its product is annotated as Man1-Src1p-carboxy-terminal domain protein. NCBI's taxonomy places the organism in Eukaryota, Viridiplantae, Streptophyta, Magnoliopsida, Fagales, Betulaceae. Gene Ontology annotation, molecular function: chromatin binding. Gene Ontology annotation, cellular component: endoplasmic reticulum; nuclear periphery; nuclear inner membrane. The record is from RefSeq and is a predicted model, not a curated record. Gene Ontology annotation, biological process: nuclear membrane organization.